ACACCGUCACCACUGAAACUCUUUCAGCUUCAUCUUCAAAACUCUCUCUCUCUCUCUCUCUCUGUGGAAUUCUACUGCACCUCUCUCUCUCUCUCUCUCUCUCUCUCUCUCUCUCUCUCUCUCUCCCUAGAUCUAUACCUUGAAUAUAGAUCUAAUUUUUUGUUGAUCGAGGAGGAACAUGAGCAAUUCGACAGGGCAUAAUUUUCUUCACCAGAGCUUGCUUGCUCCGACAGUGUUGGAGCAUCAAAGUAAGAUCAAUUCCCCUUGCGUUCCGAGCAAUACUUUAUUUCAAUCUCAAGUGAAUUCGCAGUUACGCAAAUCGCCCAUAAGUACCAAGUUCAAGGGCAACAUUUUGAAUGUGAGGAAAACCAAGUUGGCAAUGGGAACCAAUCGAGCUGUUUCUGAUUUUCCUCGGGCUGUUUUAGCCGCUGAUUCGGCUUCUGAGCAACUUGCAGGAAAGUUCAGCCUUGACGGAAACAGUGAAUUGCAGGUGGAUGUUAGUGCUCCUAAUUCAGGUUCCGUGACACAAAUAGAUAUCCGGGCCACUAAUAAUAGUGGCACCUUACUUCUGCACUGGGGUGGGAUACAGAACCAAAAAGAGAAGUGGGUUCUUCCUUCUCGUCAUCCCGAGGGAACGAGACCAUAUAAGAACAGAGCUCUUAGAACUCCUUUUUUGAAAUCUGGCUCCAGUUCCUUUUUGAAAAUAGAGAUUGAUGAUCCUACAAUACAAGCUAUAGAAUUUCUCAUAGUGGAUGAAGAGCAGAAUAAAUGGUUCAAAAAUAAUGGUGGCAAUUUUCACAUUAAGUUGCCAGCGAAAGGCAAGUUGAUUCCAAAUGUUUCAGUUCCUGAAGAUCUUGUGCAGAUUCAAGCCUACUUGAGGUGGGAAAGGAAGGGUAAACAGAUGUAUAAUCCUGAGCAAGAGAAGGAAGAAUAUGAAGCAGCUCGAUUUGAGCUAUUGGAGGAAGUAGCCAGGGGCAUUUCCAUACAGGACCUUCGAGCCAGGCUAACAAAGAAAAAUGGUGCAAGUGAGGUUAAGCAGCAGCUUCUUUCCGAAACAAGGAAGAAGAAUACAAAAGAACAAACACAAACUAAGGUUGCAAAGAAACUAGAUAGAAAGACGUAUUCUAGUGCUGGAAGGAUUCAGCGCAAGAAGAGGGAUUUAGUGCAGCUUCUUAACAAGUAUGUGGCCGGAGCUGGGGAGGAAAAAAGCCCAGUCAAACCAAAAGCCCUGUCCACAAUUGAGAUUUUUGCCAAGGAAAAGGAAGAACAAGCUGGUGGCCCUACUGUAAGCAAGAAAAUAUUCAGGCUUGUCGAUAAGGAGCUUCUGGUACUGAUUACCAAGCCUGUGGAAAAGACAAACGUUCAUUUGGCUACAGAUCUCACCGAACCAGUUAUCCUUCAUUGGGCUUUAUCGAAAAAACCAGGAGAAUGGCUUGCACCACCUUCUAGUUUAUUGCCCCCUGGUUCAACUUCACUAGACAAAGCCAGCGAAACGAAAUUCAGUAGUUCUAGUGAUCCAACUUCCAAGGUCCAAUCCUUGGAAAUAGAAAUUGAAGAUGACAGUUUCGUGGGGAUGCCAUUUGUUCUUCGGUCUGGUGGAAACUGGAUAAAGAAUCAAGGUUCAGACUUUUAUGUUGAAUUUGGUGUUAAGUCUAAGCAGAUUCAAAAGGAUGCUGGUGAUGGCCGAGGCACUGCUAAGGCUUUGUUGGAUAAAAUAGCCAAUAUGGAAAGUGAGGCACAGAAGUCCUUCAUGCAUCGGUUUAAUAUCGCAGCGGACCUGGUAUAUGAAGCCAAAGACGCUGGUAAACUGGGUUUUGCAGGACUCCUUGUGUGGUUGAGGUUUGUGGCAACACGACAGCUCAUAUGGAAUAAGAACUACAACGUAAAACCACGUGAAAUAAGUCAAGCUCAAGAUAAGCUUACAGACUUGCUCGAGUUUGUUUAUAGAACUAAUCCAGAAUAUCGAGAACUUUUGCGAAUGAUUCUUUCUAGUGUUGGUCGUGGAGGUGAAGGGGAUGUGGGGCAGCGAAUCCGAGACGAAAUCCUGGUUAUCCAGAGAAAUAAUGAUUGCAAGGGUGGAAUUAUGGAGCAAUGGCAUCAGAAGCUGCAUAAUAACACUAGUCCUGAUGACGUUGUCAUCUGUCAGGCACUAAUGGAUUAUCUCAAUUGUGAUUUGGACAUCAGUGUUUAUUGGAAAACACUGAAUGAUAAUGGAAUAACAAAAGAGCGCCUUUUGAGCUAUGAUCGUGCUAUCCGUUCGGAACCUGAUUUCAGGAGAGACCAGAAAGAUGGCCUUUUGCGCGAUCUUAGAAAUUACAUGAGAACAUUGAAGGCAGUGCAUUCAGGCGCAGAUUUAGAGUCAGCCAUUUCAAAUUGCAUGGGCUACAGGUCUGAGGGGAAAGGCUUCAUGGUUGGGGUGAAGAUAAAUCCUGUUUCAGGCUUGCCAUCUGGAUUUCCUGAACUACUUCAUUUUGUCCUGGAACAUGUUGAAGAUAAGAAUGUGGAAGCACUUCUUGAGGGAUUGCUAGAGACCCGUGCAGAGCUUAGUCCAUUGAUUUCUAAAUCAAUUGAUCGUCUUAAGGAUCUUUUGUUUUUGGACAUCGCCCUUGAUUCUACUGUUCGGACGGCCAUAGAACGGGGAUAUGAGGAGUUGAAUAGUGCUAAACCAGAGAAAAUUAUGUACUUCAUCACUCUUGUCCUCGAAAACCUUGCCCUGUCUUGGGAUGAUAAUGAGGAUCUCAUCUAUUGCUUAAAGGGAUGGAAUGAAGCCCUAAGCAUGUCCAAGUCUGGAGAUAGUCACUGGGCUCUGUAUGCGAAAUCAGUCCUUGACAGAACCCGGCUUGCACUUGCAGGCAAGGCGGAGUCCUACCAUCAUUUAUUGCAACCAUCUGCUGAAUAUCUUGGAUCUCAGCUUGGAGUGGAGCAAUGGGCUGUGAAUAUUUUCACAGAAGAAAUCAUUCGUGCCGGAUCAGCAGCAUCACUAUCUUCACUUCUUAAUCGACUUGAUCCCGUUCUUCGUGAAACUGCUAAUUUGGGAAGUUGGCAGGUUAUCAGUCCAGUUGAAGCCAUAGGAUAUGUUGUUGUCGUAGACGAGUUGCUUGCUGUCCAGAACAAAUCUUAUGAAAAGUCAACAAUUUUGGUGGCAAAAUCUGUCAAAGGAGAGGAGGAAAUUCCUGAUGGUGCAGUUGCUGUGCUAACACCUGACAUGCCAGAUGUCCUAUCACAUGUUUCUGUGCGAGCAAGAAAUAGCAAGGUCUGCUUUGCUACAUGCUUUGAUUCCAACAUUUGGGCUGACCUCCAAGCAAGUGAAGGGAAAUUAUUGCUGAUAAAGCCCACUUCUGCAGAUAUAGUUUAUAGCAUGUUGAAGGAGGGUGACUUAACAAAUGCAAGUUCAACAAGCUUGAAAGAAGACGACUCUUUGCCCUCUCUGACACUGGUCAGAAAGCAGUUUGGUGGUAGAUAUGCAAUAUCAUCUGACGAGUUCAAAAGUGAAAUGGUCGGAGCUAAAUCACGCAAUAUAGCAUACCUGAAAGGAAAAGUGCCAUCUUGGGUUGGGAUUCCUACCUCAGUUGCCCUGCCAUUUGGAGUUUUCGAGAAAGUUCUUUCGGAUGGUUUAAAUAAGGGAGUGGCAGAAAAUUUGCAGAUCCUGAAGAAAAAGCUAGGAGGAGGAGACAUCAGUGCACUCGGGGAGAUCCGAAAGGCAGUUUUAGAACUUGCAGCUCCAUCCCAGUUGGUGGAAGAGUUGAAAAACAAGAUGCAAAGUUCUGGCAUGCCUUGGCCUGGAGAUGAAGGCCAGCAGAGAUGGGAGCAAGCAUGGCUGGCUAUAAAGAAAGUCUGGGCUUCAAAGUGGAAUGAGAGAGCAUACUUCAGCACAAGAAAAGUGAAAUUAGAUCAUGAGUACCUUUGCAUGGCUGUCCUGGUUCAGGAAAUAAUAAACGCUGACUACGCAUUUGUUAUCCACACAACAAAUCCAUCUUCAGGAGACUCGUCAGAGAUAUAUGCUGAGGUAGUGAAGGGCCUUGGAGAAACUCUGGUUGGAGCAUAUCCGGGUCGUGCUUUGAGUUUUAUCUGCAAGAAGAAUGAUCUGAACUCUCCUCAGGUUUUGGGAUAUCCGAGCAAACCCAUUGGACUUUUUAUAAGACGAUCGAUCAUCUUCCGAUCCGACUCCAACGGUGAAGAUCUAGAAGGUUAUGCUGGUGCAGGACUUUAUGACAGCGUACCAAUGGAUGAAGAAGAGAAAGUUGUACUUGACUAUUCAUCGGAUCAAUUGAUUAAGGAUGCUGACUUCCGUCGAUCAAUCCUCUCCAGCAUUGCUGGUGCUGGAAAUGCGAUCGAGGAGCUGUAUGGAUCUCCUCAAGACAUUGAAGGUGUGGUUAGAGAUGGGAAAAUCUAUGUUGUACAGACAAGGCCACAGAUGUAAUCCUCAUUCUUUCUCUUACUAUUUUCACAAGAGAAGGGUUAGAUAUAUAGGGAGUUCCUGAUUAUGUAACUAUUUUCCAAAUAAAAACAGUAAUAAAUGUAACUAUUGUAUUUUUUCACAAAAGAAAAAUACAAUUUCAUUAGCAUUUUAUCG
This is a messenger RNA of Rhododendron vialii, 4573 nucleotides long. Its product is annotated as alpha-glucan water dikinase, chloroplastic-like. Gene Ontology annotation, molecular function: ATP binding; kinase activity. Lineage: Eukaryota; Viridiplantae; Streptophyta; Magnoliopsida; Ericales; Ericaceae. The record is from RefSeq and is a predicted model, not a curated record. Bases 179 to 4420 code for a protein of 1413 amino acids. The transcript is spliced from 33 exons. Gene Ontology annotation, biological process: phosphorylation.